CACCAAUCCAUUCAUUCGUUCUUCAUUCGUUCUAUUUUUAUGGGAUGGAUUAAAAUAAAAUUGUUGUGUUAAUUGUUUUGUUGCUAAUGAGAUCACAUUUUUAUCAGCAUUAAUAAAUUAUAGGGAAACUAGGAUAAUAUGACGUCAAUAUUUGACCAGUACGAGCAGGCCUCACAAGUCUCGCAACGAAGUAAACCCGUAUCGGAAGCGAUGACAUCCUCUGGUUACAUAUCAAUGGAAAUGGAAGACAACACCCCAAUGUUUUCCAAACAGAAGAUGAAUUUCAAUCCAUCUGACACCAUAACGUAUGUCUCUGUUGCCAACGACUAUUUGGUUUUGGCCAUGGCUAAUGGAAAACUCUUCAGGCUGGAUUUGAAGAAGCCUGAUCAACAUGAAGAGAUUGAAUACACAAAGUAUAAUCCUAAUGUAAGGCUCACAGGCAUUUUCUUGGAUCCACUUGGAAAUCACCUUCUUCUGGCUUUUACUGCUAGGAAUAAAGAUGGUUCCCCUGAACUGGUAUACUUGCACAGAAAUAGCUCAAAAUUGAAAACCGUCAGUAAAUCUAGGAAUUAUGAAGUCACAGAAGUGGGUUGGAAUUAUGAGAACAUGUCUGAGAACAGUACUGGGCCCAUAUUGCUGGGGACAGCCCAAGGCCACAUCAUGGAAAUGGAGCUAGAAGCUGACAGUGAUAGAAUGUUGACUGCGAAUUAUCAAUAUUGGAGACAGCUGCCUAACUAUCUUUAUUUGUAUGGAAACAGAGAAAUGGAUGGACUGGUUAACCCAAAUAAACUAGAUAAAGGUAUAUUCGAUAUAGGCCGUGGAACUGAUAUGCCCAUUACAGGCAUUCAGUUCCAUAGAGUGGGUACAUCGAACAAGUUCUUCAUUUUCAUCACAACUCCUACUAGACUUUACCAGUUCAUUGGAAACGCAGUAACCAUUGACGGCAAGCCAUCUCUGCAGUCGAUAUUUUAUCCAUAUCUUACUACUCCUGAAACUGGUUUUCAAGAAAUCCCAUCCACUUUGAAAUAUUCUAGACUGCAGUUCUACUUUGAUAAAAAUAAUGUACCGAAAACUUUUGCGUGGCUAACGGAACCUGGUGUGUUUUAUGGGCAGCUGGAUCCUACUUCUCAACAAAACUCGAAUUCCCUAUUCACGCAAGGAGAACUAAUAAAUUACCCGCCAGAGUCGGAACCAAAAUCUGAAGCACCACUCGCGUUUGUGCUGACCGAGUUUCAUAUCCUUCUCAUGUACUCCGAUAAGGUCAAAGCCAUCUCACUGCUUAACCAGGAGCUUGUUUACGAGGAUACGUAUUCAGUGGCCCAUGGGAAACUGAAGAACAUUAUCAAAGAUCCCAAGAGGAGGACCAUCUGGGCAGUCACCGAUAAAGCUGUGUUUCGCUACAAAGUCGUCAGGGAAGAGAGGAACGUUUGGAGGAUAUACUGCGACCGAGAACAAUUCGAAUUAGCCAAAGAAUACUGUCACCACAACCCUGCGUUUGUUGACGUCAUAAACGUUAAACACGCCGAAUUGCUGUACUCAAAAGGCGAUUACGAAGGAAGCGCCAGAAUUUAUGCUGAGUCCCAAAGCAGAUUCGAAACUGUAUGCCUUAAGUUUUUAGAGAAGGAUCAGCUAAACGCACUCAAAGUUUAUCUGAGCAGUCGAUUGGAGGCUCUAGGAGAAGAAGAUAAGACUCUGAUUUCAAUGAUCGUGAUCUGGAUGACCGAGUUGUACCUGUCGCAAUUGGGACUCCUUCGGCGAUCAGGGAAAACGGAUUCGGAGCAGUACCAUCAGAUCCAAAGUGAUUUCGAAGUGUUUCUGCUGCAGCCGAAAGUGGCAAAAUGCAUGCAGCACGUGAAAUCCGUUAUAUACGACCUGAUGUCGUCGCACGGCGAUAAACAGAACCUGAUCAAGCUUACCCUGAUCAACGAGGAUUAUGAAAAUGUCGUAGCUCAGCACAUUUACAAAAAAUCUUACCUGGAAGCUUUGAAAAUGCUGCAAACUUUGAAGAAACCGGAUUUGUUUUAUCAGUUUGCGCCCGUUCUGAUUGAAGAAACGCCCAAGCAUGCGGUGAACGCUUUGAUAUCGCAAGGGGCCAGAUUGAAUCCCGCCAAAUUGUUACCGGCUUUCCUGUCUUGUGAUUCUGACGAAGUGCACGUGACUGAAAUCAUAAGGUAUCUGGAGUUUAUGAACCAGAACUACAAUGUCAAGGACAAAGCAAUUCACAACUAUCUUUUAACUCUGUACGCGGAAUACGACAAUAUCGCCCUGAUGAAGUACUUGGAGCGGCAGGGGCCCGACGUGACCAUGGUCAACUACGACGUGCAUUACGCAUUAAGAUUGUGUCGCGAGAAGAAUUUGUCACAAGCGUGCGUGAAGUUGUCCGCACUGCUGGAGUUGUGGGAGGCGGCGGUAGAACUGGCGCUACAAGUGGAUCUGGCGCUGGCCAAGACAAUCGCUGACAUGCCGCAAGAUACGGAGACGCAGCGCCAGAUGUGGCUCAACAUAGCGGAGCACGUGAUCACCAAGAACCAAGACCUGAAGGAAGCCAUGAGCUUCCUCAAGGAGUGUCCUCUGAUCAAGAUCGAGGACAUCCUGCCGUUCUUCAGCGACGUGGUAACCAUAGACCAUUUCAGAGAACCCAUCUGCCAAUCGCUUGAGGAAUACAACAACCAGAUAGAAGAACUGAAAUCCGAAAUGGAAGACGCUACGAAAUCUGCUGAAUAUGUGCGCGGUGAGAUCGUUUCGUUCCGUGGUCGAUCCGCAUUGGUAGCAGCUUCGGAAGCCUGCAGCCUCUGCGAUAUAGCUUUGUUACUGCGGCCCUUCUACCUGUUUCCUUGCGGUCACCGGCUGCACGCCGACUGCCUGCUGGCUGAAGUGCAGCCCUCUCUGGGGCCCGCGCGUCGCAACAAGCUGUCAGAACUGCAACGUCAACUGUCAGUAUUGUCAAACAUAGAGCUAUCGACAGCGACAUCUAGCGGGUUGCCUCUACGGGAAGUUCUGCGCAACGAACUGGACGAUAUUGUGGCGAGUGAAUGUGUGUUCUGUGGCGAAUAUAUGAUCAACUGUAUAGACAAACCUUUCAUUGCGGAUGAGGACUGGGACCGCGUUAUGAAGGAAUGGGAGUAAGAAGUGGUUAGCGCGUU
This is a messenger RNA of Chilo suppressalis (striped riceborer), 3143 nucleotides long. The record is from the annotation of a GenBank genome assembly. Lineage: Eukaryota; Metazoa; Arthropoda; Insecta; Lepidoptera; Crambidae.